CUCCCGACGCGUUUCGUCUGCCUGGCGAGACUGAGCUGGUUGCGACUUGCCCCUCUUUGCGAACCAUGGAUGCUUUCGUGAAAAGGCUUUCUCCUUCAACUCUUGCAGGGGGAGCAAGAGCGUCCAAGCGACCCAAAACUGAUGUCCCUAAUCAUGCCGUCGGUAACGAUGAGGAGACACCAAGAGAGUCUGGCGAUGACCGCGCCCGGCCCUCGUCCCGCCCCAAAGCAUAUACGGACGUGGAAGCGGAUACAGAGGCGUCCGAACUGGGCCUCGGGCCCGACGUCGACGACUUCAACACCCCGUUCGAGAGCGCGCUGCCGCCUCCAUUUGAGGCAGGCCAGGACGCCGUCGACACGUACGAGACGGCGAGCGGCACGGAAGAGGCCCUUCUGGAGGACACGCUGUCGGCGAGGCUCGAGGCGAGGAACUGGGUCAAGGGGCGGAGUUCCAUCUAUGUGGACGCCUUCAACCUCGCGCUCGAGACGGUGCUGUCGGACGAGGCUUGCCUCUUUGACGCGAAGGAGACGGCCGUCUUCGACGCCUGGAGGGCGCUCGACUACGGAUCCCAGUACCUGUACGUCCGCCUCUUCCUGCGCAAGACGGCUGCGUGGCACCGCUCCGGCUCCCUGGCCUCGUACUCGGACGUUGUGGACCCCGCAGCCGCGGUGCAGUCGCUCCAGGAGUGCAGAAAGCUUCCUACCGGGGUGCCUCUGGACUGCCCAGAUACUCCAGCUUGUGUAGAGCCAGAACGGGACGCCCUGGGCGACACAUUUGCGUUUGCCGACUCUUCCAGUGACUUUGUGGCCACCGUCGAAGAGGCUCUAUCCCUACUGAAUCUCGACGAGCUCAAGGUGCUGGCAAAGGAGUGCAAGGUGCAGGGUCGGAACAAGGCCGAGCUACAGAAGGCGCUGUGCCGUGCGAGCUCUCGGCAGGUGUCCCUUGCCUCGGUCGGCCUGAGGCGGACCAACACCGGCGGGUCUACCCCUGACGUGGCCGAGUCUCCCGAAAGCCAAGACCGGGAAUCAGGCAACUUGAGCCACCGUGCUAGGCUUCUCGGCAAUAUUCUUGCCGUCACCGGCCCCUGCAUCAGGCUCUCGCCUUUGGUGUUUAAGCUAUUCGAGAGGGUCCAUCUUGUCUUUUAUAGGUCGACCGAGUGGACUGAGAAGUCUCUGACCACGAUAAUCCUCGCCAAGAUGUCGCGGAGAAACUUCCCCGAGUAUAUAGUGUGCAGGUCUGCCAACAUAUUCACUUCGCGGCGCAUGCUGUUGGAAUUCGAACAGGCGGUUAGGACCCAGUUCGAAGUCGACAAGAUGCUCGAGAGUGGGCCGCCCGGUGAGGCAGGCUUCCGCGAAGUGGUCCGCCUUUUCAGCGGUGUUGCGCCCCGGUGGCGCGAGCUCUUGCGGGAGGAACAGGUCAAGGAGGACCAGGUCUACGACGCGGGCGAGGGUUGUUACCUCCGCCGAUUCAACGCGGCCCAUGCCUUUACUCGCAUCGCCCACAAAACCGCGUAUGCGUAUGGGCGUCUCCACGAGUACAAGGAGGAGCACGCCCUGCUUACGGAGCUUCUCGACCAGCGGCUUUUCCACAUGGCCCGGCGCGGGUCGUGGUACCAGCGCAAGGCUCUGCUGGAGGAACGCUACAUGGUCGAGGCCGAGGACCCGAGCCUGGUCGCCGGAGCGAAGCUCGAGCAGGAAAGGAAGCGUUGGCGGCGUAUCGCCGUAGCUACGUGCGAGACUGCGCUGGAGGACCGGGACUGCCACCUGAUAUUCCACUACGACCUCCAGAAGCGGCUCGUGAAGCUCGAAAGGAGGCUUAAAGUCCCACGACGGUUGCAGCAUGAUUUCGGACAUGUGCGCUUGAGGGCACCCGAAGAGCACACUAUCGAGGGCAUUCAGGUCAUCCGAGAUCAGGAGGCCGGACCCGGGAAGCUGGGGCGCGGCCAGAGCACCAAAACGAUAUGGAUAGACGAGCACGAGGACGGGGCGGAAUGCUCGGUCGAGGAGAUGUGCCUGUCGCACUACCGGAAGCAAGGCUGGAAGGGCUACCACGCCGAGGGCGGCAUCCUCCGCACCAUCUUCGCGUACCUCUUCUACGACAUACUCUUUCUCUACAUCCCCAAUGUGUUCCAGACAGCGUACCAGGCCUGCCCCCUGGACCUCCACACGGACGCCUUCUACGCGGCGCGGGCGAGCGAGAUCAACCACCGGCUGGUGGAGAUCGGCAACGGCGGGGCGGCGGCGAUCCUGCGCCGGGUGCACGAGCGCGAGCGCGAGCGGCGCACGUGCGUGGUCGGGCUGAACUGGGACUUUGCGCUCGAGGACCUCGCGGAGCUGGUCGGGAGCUUCGGCGGCGAGGCGCUCGCGGCCGUGUGCAAGGUCAUGGCGCAGGAGUACCGGCAGCGCGGGUCCGGGAUGCCCGACCUGCUGCUGUGGCGGGCGGGUGAGGUCAUGUUCGCCGAGGUCAAGAGCGCAAACGACCGGCUCAGCGACGCGCAGCGGCUGUGGGUCCACGUGCUGACUGCCGCGGGCGUCCGCGUCGUGCUCGCGCUGGCGACGGCGCGCGAGGCCCGGAACUGCGCCGCCGCCGCCGCUGCCGCCGCGCCAGGGCGAGCCUGUGGGAGGGGUGGUGUGGCAACAGUGGUGUGAGGUCAUAUCAGGCGGCCGUUUCUUCUAUAAAUGGAAUGGAACACAUGAGCGAAGCUUUGAACUCUGAAACACGACCAUCCAACCCUGGCCGGUGCCGCUGCAGAGGGGAACGUGGUCUACUACUGGGCGCAUCGCCAGGUGUUGGUACCUGCUUCGCUGGGAAGCACCCGUGUUUCAUCUCGGGCUGCGGGAUCGCGGGAUCCACGCCAGGGGAGGGGGAGGGGGAG
This is a messenger RNA of Gaeumannomyces tritici R3-111a-1, 2875 nucleotides long. RefSeq names its product coiled-coil domain-containing protein MTMR15. Bases 66 to 2648 code for a protein of 860 amino acids. Lineage: Eukaryota; Fungi; Ascomycota; Sordariomycetes; Magnaporthales; Magnaporthaceae. Gene Ontology annotation, molecular function: flap-structured DNA binding; 5'-flap endonuclease activity; 5'-3' exonuclease activity. Gene Ontology annotation, cellular component: nucleus. The transcript has 2 exons. Gene Ontology annotation, biological process: interstrand cross-link repair. The record is from RefSeq and is a predicted model, not a curated record.